Molecule: messenger RNA, 921 nt
Organism: Anopheles funestus (African malaria mosquito)
Lineage: Eukaryota; Metazoa; Arthropoda; Insecta; Diptera; Culicidae
Gene: Karl
Product: apolipoprotein D
Exons: 5
Coding region: 190-858 (222 amino acids)
Molecular function (GO): violaxanthin de-epoxidase activity
Source: RefSeq, a predicted model, not a curated record
CCUGAUACAGCGCAGCAUUAUUCAGUUUUAAUUCUGCCUUAGGCGAAACCACAGCUAUUCUCAGGAGACAAUUUGUUGUGAGUGUUUUACAAACUCAAGGACAUUGGAUAAGCAUUUGUUCGGAAAACGGGUGCGUGCCAGCUGGAGAUCGGAGAUCCAAUCAUCUACUCCGCCUGCCCGCAACAAAGUAUGAUGCGUGGAAAGCGUGUGACGUUCUAUGAGCGGAUAGCGUACAGCGGUCUAAUAAUAGCCCUGCUGGUAACGCUCUGCAUCGACGAUACGUACAGCCAGUUACCGCGUCGACGCACCCGUAAUGACAAAUGCCCAAAGGUGCGAGCCAUGCGCAACUUUGGGCUGAACGCGAUGAUGGGUUCCUGGUACGUGAUACAGUACUUCGCCUCGACGGAGAUGUUCCCGGAGUAUGGAUGCAUGCGCAGCUCGUUCGUCACCUCGGACGGGUUUGUGACGAUGAACUUCACCUACGUGUUCCUGGAUGAUCCGGUCGCCACAUUCCAGCAGGGUAACAUUACCUGGAUCAUACCGAACUAUGGGCAACCGGCUCACUGGGUGCACGCUGAGAGCAGCUAUGAAGAAAUUUACAACACCUACGUGAUCGACACCGACUAUCGUACGUGGGCGCUCAUAAUGCACUGUGCGGAGAAGAUGAAGUCGCAGAAAUACCUGUCGGCGCUGAUGCUUGCCCGCGAACCAACGCUCGGCCAGAACGUGAUCAAUUUUCUACGCGAGAAGCUACCACGGUACGAUAUCGAUGUGGAGAACAUGUUUCCGAUUCCUCAGGAAAACUGUACCAGGAUGGGUACCGAUGCAUACGCAUACUACGCGUACAACACAUCUUAAGCUGUUGAGCUUAGCUAGCUGUUAAGAUUAAUUUUUACAAAAUAAAACGACACACAACGAAUC